Arvicola amphibius (Eurasian water vole) is the source of this 737-nucleotide messenger RNA. It is a transcript of the gene Uxt, whose product is annotated as ubiquitously expressed prefoldin like chaperone. The record is from RefSeq and is a predicted model, not a curated record. Gene Ontology annotation, molecular function: transcription corepressor activity. Gene Ontology annotation, biological process: negative regulation of transcription by RNA polymerase II. The coding region runs from base 221 to 694 and encodes 157 amino acids. NCBI's taxonomy places the organism in Eukaryota, Metazoa, Chordata, Mammalia, Rodentia, Cricetidae. The transcript is spliced from 7 exons.
UGUCCGCUAGCAGACAGCUACCUGGCUCUCAGGCUCGGCAGGAUUCAUUAACGGGGCGCCCCGCCUACAACGCGUCCCUUUAAGUGGGUCUUUUCUCAUUCUGGACCGCCCCACCCACCAAUUUGGUUGGCACCCAUGCUGGAAGCACGUCAUCCAACUGCGCCAUCCGGAAGCCGUGGUUCAUAUUAACAGUUAUUUCAGGUGGCCCUAAGGCGACAUCAUGGCGACACCCCCCAAACGGCGGGCCUUGGAUACUGUAGGAGAGAAAGUGUUGCGGUACGAGGCCUUUAUCAGUGACGUACUGCAGCGAGAUUUGCAAAAGGUGCUGGAUCAUCGAGACAAGGUAUAUGAGCAACUGUCUGUAUACCUUCAACUGAGAAAUGUCAUUGAGCGACUCCAGGAAACUAAUCAUUCGGAGUUAUAUAUGCAGGUGGAUUUGGGCUGUAACUUCUUCGUUGACACAGUGGUCCCAGAUACUUCACGCAUCUAUGUGGCCCUGGGAUAUGGUUUUUUCCUGGAGUUGACACUGGCUGAAGCUCUCAAGUUCAUUGACCGAAAGAGUUCUCUCCUCACAGAGCUCAGCGACAGCCUCACCAAGGACUCCAUGAAUAUCAAGGCCCAUAUCCACAUGAUGCUAGAGGGACUUAGAGAACUACAAGGCCUGCAGAAUUUCCCAGAGCCAUCUCCCCAUUGACUGCUUCUUCCCAUCUAAUAUUAAAGAGCUGAAUGCCUUGGAA